AUGGUCGCCAUUGCAACUAGGUUCCCAUCAAUCACCGGAAUUAGUGUAUGGUUGUCACCUGGAAUUCAAGUUUCAGGAGCAACACGAUUCGUUUGGGUCCGAUAUGUCGGGUUUCUCGAGGACAGUGACUUGGGAAUACAGGGAAACUGCGACGGAGAUAGAUUUCGAGGCAAUAACGAUAGAACCGUAGAUCGCGGUGACGAUGAUGAUGAUGAUGAGAAAGAGAACGAUGAAGCAAGCAAUGAAAAUAGCAAGAGUUUUUGGGAGAGCCAGCACCAGGCUUUGCAGCAAACAUUGUUCAGGACCAACUCUGUAGAAUUGAGAAUUCGGAACGCCACGAAAGAAGCUUUGAAAGAUGUUCAGAGGGAAAGUACAGCUUGCGGUUGUGGGAAAUCAUCAAUGGUGGAGGAUUGUCGGAUUUGUCUCAUGAGAGAGGUUGCUAGUCGGCUCCAAAAUGCCGGUUUCAACAGCGCCAUUUGCAUGACUAAAUGGCGAAGCUAUCCGGAUAUCCUUCAUGUAUCUAUUUCUUUCUGGAACCAUAGGUUUUUGGAUGUGAUAGAGAAUUCGAGAAAAGAGGAAGUAAGGGUGAUCAAAGAGUUGAAUUUCAGGGCAGAGCUUGAGAUCGCGAGAGCAAGUGAAGAUUACAGUCGUUUAGUGCAACGAUUACAGGAAGUUUUCGUGGGUAAAGUAGAGAGAUUAAGCAAUGUAAUCAAAAUCUUGUUUUCGGCCGCCAAGAAAUGCAUGAAGGAAAAUAAAAUGCAUACGGGGCCUUGGAGGAAACAAGGAUACAUGCAAGCCAAGUGGCUAAAAUCGUGCGAAAGGAAUACAGCGACACAGUCCUUGCCAGUGGGAUGUUCCGGCAGCCAGUUAACAAAACCGAGGGCAUCGAUGUUGACAGAAGAUUUGCUCGAUGUGCAUUGUACAGCACUUGAGGUUGUGUAA
Hibiscus syriacus is the source of this 942-nucleotide messenger RNA. RefSeq lists its product as uncharacterized. The transcript has 2 exons. The record is from RefSeq and is a predicted model, not a curated record. Lineage: Eukaryota; Viridiplantae; Streptophyta; Magnoliopsida; Malvales; Malvaceae. The coding region runs from base 1 to 942 and encodes 313 amino acids.